AUGUCGCGCAAAAACACUUUCUACAGCCUGGGCUUGAUGCCCGCACUGAUGGGCGUAGGCCACCUGGCCCCAGCAAUAGGGGCUAUUCAGGCCAUAACUGGUUCGUACCAGUUCCCUGUUAAGCUUCUUGGACUCAUAGGAGCCCUUUCUGCUAUCGUCGACUCUAUGGAUACAUACAAAGACCUAUCACCAUCAGACAGACCUUCCAAAUUGAUAUGGAAUAUUUGGGUCUACGGUGUUUGGUCUAUAGUACUUGCUUGUACUCUCAUGUUGGAUCUGAAAACUGUUUAUGAUAUCUAUCGUGUCCUCCCCCUUGGCUUGCUUUGGGGCAUCCCCUGCGUCCCUGCAUACACAGCGACGAAAGGAUGGAUCUUGAGCAAGCCGAAAACAUUGCUUUUCGAAGCCAAGUCUUUGGUGGUAGCAUUUUGUAUGGCUACCGUCACGGCCGAUUCGAGUAUAAGUUACUACUGCCGACAAGACAACGUCCAAUGCCACGAUAAAGACCUACGUAUGCGAAUAUUCUACCUCGCUGUGCUGUACCAGUUCUUCCGCGAAACAUCAUGCGAUGUAAGGGACAUUCCAGAAGAUACGAAGGAAGGACUCAAGACGCUCCCUGUCAAGCUCGGCAAGCAAAAUACAAUGCUUCUCCUGGCGUCGGUGGGAUUUUUAGUUGAGGCUAUCUUGACGCAUGGAAUUGAUAUUGACAUGAAUGGGAUCACAAUACGAUCUCUACAGUUAACUUAUUCUCUGCUACGGGUCGGACUGACCAUAGCGGCUUACUGGCAAAUCCUGAGGUUUCCCAGACAGAAUUCAUGGGCUUGGGGAUCUAUGUCGCUUUUUGGUCUUGCACCAGUAUUGCUAGCUCAAGCUGCCCUAGGAAGCUGA
This is a messenger RNA of Fusarium sp. VM40, 885 nucleotides long. NCBI's taxonomy places the organism in Eukaryota, Fungi, Ascomycota, Sordariomycetes, Hypocreales, Nectriaceae. The record is from the annotation of a GenBank genome assembly.